Messenger RNA from Brugia pahangi, 711 nucleotides. NCBI's taxonomy places the organism in Eukaryota, Metazoa, Nematoda, Chromadorea, Rhabditida, Onchocercidae. The record is from the annotation of a GenBank genome assembly.
AUGCAUAGACUUCAUAUUCUAAACAAUCACUCUGCAAGUACUAGCGUGCCAACACCUAUAACUAUGGUUCAACAGAAGGGAUACCAAAAAAGGCAGGUUUUUCAGUUACGUACUGAAUCUAUAAACAAGUUACAGGCUAAAAGAAGAAUGGUCUUAUAUCAUCGAUACAUAUCACAUACAUCAGAUCGCAUUUCACAUCCAAUGGAUGGGACCGAUAAGGGAGGCUUUUUGAAAGAAAUGAAUAAUUUCUCUCUUUAUGAAAACAGUAAUCAUAUAGUACUGCCAAAGAGAAAGCAAGAAUCGAAACCGCUAUUGCGGUGCUUUUAUUGUGGUGAAUGGUUCGACAGAAAUGAUAAUACUUCUGGUUCUUGCAAAGAAGCUCCUGAUCCCAUCGAGCGUACAAUUCGUUUUCUGACAUGCUAUCCGAUAGCGGAAGGUGCUGUAUAUCAUUGCUGUAGGAGUGAUGACGAUAUGCCUGCCAAUAUUAGUCGUUUUGGACAGGGAUACAAAUUGCAGAAUGUGUUCUCAUUUGGAUCACACCAUAUAUCACUAUUGAAACGUAUGAAACGAUGGCUAUUUUUGGCGCUUAUGUCGCUGGCAGUACCGUGUCUUUGUUGUUAUUUCCCAGCUCAUAUGAUAAACAAAUGUUUCGGCGGUGGUAAACGAGGACGUCAUCAGUCAUAUCAUUUCACCUCUACUUUUGAAGGCUAA